AAAGGAAGGCCAAAACUAGAAGAAACAUCACAUAUUUGAGGAUGAUGAAGAAGCCUCAUGUAGCCUGCAUCCCAUAUCCAGCUCAGGGUCACAUAAGUCCCAUGAUAAAGCUAGCAAAAAUUCUUCAUCUCAGAGGAUUUCAUGUAACCUUCGUGAAUACAGAAUUCAAUCACCAGCGGUUGCUCAAUUCAAGAGGACCAGAUUCACUUAGAGGCUUGCCAGAUUUUCAUUUCGAAACAAUCCCCGAUGGUCUUCCACCACCAACCGAUCUAAAUGCCACCCAAGACAUUGUAUCACUCUGCAUAUCCACACAAAAUACUUGUUUGGAACCUUUUCGGAACCUUGUCUACAAACUCAACAACACUUCAUUGUCGAACGUCCCUCCUGUGACCUGCAUAGUUUCUGACGCAUGCAUGAACUUCACUCUCCAAGUAGCAAAAGAGCUGGAAAUCCCAGGAUUUUUGUUUUGGACUUUUAGCUUCUGUAGCUUCGCUUGUUUCAUGCAUUAUCCUCAUCUCAUUGAAAGAGGUCUUGUUCCACUCAAAGAUGAAAGUUGUUUCACAAAUGGGUUUAUGGACACCCAAAUUGACUGGAUACCUGGAAUUAAGAAUAUCUUGUUUAGAGAUCUUCCUACUUUUGUUCGAACAACGGAUCCUAAUGAUCCUAUAUUGAACUUUGCUUUAAAAGUAGUUGCCGGAACUUAUGAAGCUACGGCAUUGGUUUUCAAUACUUUUGAUGAGUUAGAUGUGGAGUUAUUGGAUGCAUUCAAGUCACAGUUAUCACUGCCUCCAAUUUACACCAUUGGUCCUAUUCACAAUCUCCACAAUCAGAUUCCAAAUCAUCAAUUGCAGUCUAUCGGAUCAAAUCUAUGGAAAGAAGAAACCAAAUGUCUAGAAUGGCUGGAGUCCAAGAAACCUGAUUCAGUCUUGUACGUAAAUUUUGGCAGCAUAGCUGUUAUGACUGCUCAACAACUGGUAGAAUUUGCUUGGGGGCUGGCUAAUACUAAACACACUUUCUUAUGGAUCAUCCGACCCGAUCUGGUAGUUGGUGAGUCAGCAAUGCUCCCCCCUGAGUUCAUAGAAGAAACCAAAGAAAGAGAUCAACAAACAAAUUGCAGCUACUUAUGUAACCAUUGGGGAGUUGGAAUGGAGAUUGAUAAUAAGGUGAAGAGAAAUGAAGUUGAAAAGCUAGUGAGAGAGUUAAUGGAAGGAGAAAUCGGGAAUGGGAUGAAGAGCAAAGCCAUGGAGUGGAAGAAGAAAGCCGAAGUGGCCACAUCACCCGGUGGCUCUUCUUACACUAAUACUGACGAGAUAAUUAACAAACUACUCUGGGAGUGUAAAAUCACUGCCGAGUGAAUAAUGUUAAGUUCUUAGCUACCAGUACUAGACCCGUCCUCGGUCCUUUGUUAAGCUACUUGCAAAAUUUCAUUCCAAUAAAAGCAAUCAUGUACAUGCGUC
Molecule: messenger RNA, 1457 nt
Organism: Papaver somniferum (opium poppy)
Lineage: Eukaryota; Viridiplantae; Streptophyta; Magnoliopsida; Ranunculales; Papaveraceae
Product: 7-deoxyloganetin glucosyltransferase-like
Exons: 3
Coding region: 42-1355 (437 amino acids)
Molecular function (GO): UDP-glycosyltransferase activity
Source: RefSeq, a predicted model, not a curated record